AUGGAGAACCCAGAAGCAAAUCAGCUUCCUGAAGUUGAUUCAUUGCCUGAUGGGUUUGUUGAGAGCCCUGCAGAGCCCCUGGCUCCUCCAACUCCAACCUUUGAACAAGAGAAGCCACUGGACAACCGUGAGGAUGAUAUUGCCUCAGAUAUUGAUCGUUCAAAGGAACCUGUACAAGAAUCGGCUGCAGAUGAGUUUCAAACAAGUCAGGGUAGGGCAGAGAAGACCCAGAAACUGAGAACCUUUCCUGUUCCAUUAUCGGAAACUGAUAGUUCUGAUGUUUCAGUAGAAUCAGUUCAAGUGCCCAAAAGGGCUUCUACGGAGCAGACAGAAGAAGGAGGUACGCUAGUCAUGCCCAACGCAGCUGAUUCUGUUUCUGAGGCUUCGGUUGGGGUACCUGAAUGCAGUGAGGUAAAGGAACAAGUUGAAGCAAGAUGUCAAAGUUCAGAGAGACCGACUGAAGGAGGCUCAGAUGCGUCAGCAGCCAAUGUGAAGGAAACAUCAUCAUUGGAGAGUGUGGAAACUCUGAAAAGCAAAAAGACCGAAUCCACUGAAACCAAACGUAAGAGUGCAAAGCGUACCUUUAAAUCAGAAAAGGAGUUCAUAGAGUUCACCUUGAAGUAUCAACAAGUUCUUGCUGAAAGAGAUUCAGCCAUUUCUGUUCGAGAUAAGCUUGAGUCGUUGUGCAGGGAGUUACAACGCCAGAACAAAGUGCUAAUGGAUGAGUGUAAGCGGGUGUCAACAGAGGGGCAGAACUUGAGAUUAGAUUUAUCAGUCAAGUUCCAAGAUGCAAUAAAGGAUGUGAGCAAUAAGCUAGAUGAGCAAAAGGAAGAAUGUAUCUCUCAGCUAAAGGAGAAUGAAAUGUUAAGAACUAAGCUGCAGCAGCUCACCUAUCAGUAUGCUCUUUCUGAACAGCAAUAUGAACAGAAGUUGAAGCAGAAAUCUCUGGAGCUUCAAAUUGCUGAUUUGAAGAUUAAGCAGCAUGAAGAGAAGUUAAUCCAGGAACAGUCCCAGAUGAAACUAUAUGCAGAACAGGUGUCACAGUUACUAUCAACUGAAAAGAAUUUGCGCUUACAGUUGACAGCUGAUGGAGAGAAAUUCCAACAAUUUCAGGAUGCAUUGUUGAAAAGCAAUGAAGUUUUUGAGACAUUUAAACAGGAGAUCGAAAAGAUGGCAAAAUCUAUCAAGGAACUCAAGAAGGAAAAUUUAUUCUUGAAGAGCAAAUGUGAGAAAACAGAUGUUACUCUUAUAGAACUCGUAGAUGAGCGUGAACGGUUGAAGAAACAGUUGGAGAAAACAAAGAAUCAGAAAGAAAAGCUUGAAUCCUUGUGCCGAUCACUUCAAGCAGAAAGGAAGCAGAACUCCAUCGGCAGCAACAACUCCGAUUCAGUUCCAUCAUGA
Messenger RNA from Prunus armeniaca (apricot), 1401 nucleotides. The record is from the annotation of a GenBank genome assembly. NCBI's taxonomy places the organism in Eukaryota, Viridiplantae, Streptophyta, Magnoliopsida, Rosales, Rosaceae.